AUGAGGUUGAUGCUUGGUGUCGAUGUUAUGAUGAUGCACAAUGAUAAUGGGAAUGCACCAAUGAUGAUGGGAAUGAAUGAUAAUCACCAACAAAAAAAGGCACCAAAAGAAGAGAAAAGAAAAAUAUUACCCGAAAUUUUGCAGCAGACAAUCCGUACUGACGACGACUUGUACCAACAGCGAGAGAACCGCACUAAAGACCAUACCUUUAAUGAGAGAGCUGCGGCGGCACUAGUAUUAACUGGGUUUCAACACGUUUCGCGAAUAGGCGAAAUGAGAGGUCAUUCUGCACUCUUAAGUGCCUUGGUGGAACGAUGGCAGCCAGAAACCCACACGUUCCACCUUCCAGUGGGCGAGGUGACGGUGACGCUGGAGGACGUGAUACAUAUACUUGGCCUCCAGGUUAAUGGAGAACCCGUCACGGGUAGAUUGGAUAGCAGUUACCAGUUUUUAGUGGAUAACUGCAUCGCUUGUUUUGGUCGGCAGCCGGGUCCGGACGAUCACGUGUUGGGCAAGUUGGGGGCAGCUAGUCUGGCACAUCUGUACAGAUCGUUGUGUCGUGCAUCACGGUAUAACUGUAAAGAAAUGGAUGGGCCACUCAUUCUACUUUUUGUUUGGGUGUGGGAGCGUAUGCCGUUCAUGGCCCCUAUACCGCGAAAUGAGCUCCUCGAUGUUGGUGUUCCACUUGCGCGACAGUGGAGUCAUUGGCGCCGGCAUACAAGAUAUACACGGAGGUCUACAGCGCAGUUUAGGCGAGGACUCGAUGACAUGGGAGUCAAUGAUUUUACAUGGCGGCCGUAUGUCGGAGUUGAUGUUCGACAAGAUCUCGGCCCAAAUUUGUUUAUGUGCUCCACAAAGUCGCCGUUAGUGUCGUUCGAAUGUAUAGAGUGGCACCCAACAGAUCGAGUUCGACGACAGUUUGGGUUGCAGCAGCUUCCACCAGACCCGAAAUUUCAGAUCGGCAGUGCUCAUUGCAAGCUGAUGGUUUCAGUGGCUAAGAGAAGGGGGGUUGAAUCUUAG
This is a messenger RNA of Arachis ipaensis, 1020 nucleotides long. The record is from RefSeq and is a predicted model, not a curated record. Lineage: Eukaryota; Viridiplantae; Streptophyta; Magnoliopsida; Fabales; Fabaceae.